GCUCUAUUAUAAAAAAGAGGUUUUGUAUGCCUGUCAAGGAUAGGAUGCAACUGAAAGAGAAAAAAGCAUUUUGCGGAAAGUAUCUGGAUCUUCUUAUUUAACACCUAUUGUCAUCAUUGAUGCUGAAGGACAUGAAGAGAAUAUCCUUGCUCAUAACAGUGUUGUGUCAAGACUCUGUAACAACGAGAAUAAAAGCCUGGCUCUCAAGAGAGCUAAUAACCCUAAACGGUGCUAUGACAGGACCCUUAAGUAUGGUUUUUGCUACCCUUUAUCUAUAUCUAAACAAACGAGUCAACUCGGAGUGUCAUACGUAUUGUCUUGUUGCCCCUUCAAGGUUUUGUAAGUUAGAAUCUGGUUUCGAAAAGGGUUUUGAUUUUUGCACAGCAAAAAAUUACAAUUUUUUUUAUAACAAAAAGUUACGAUUUUUUUGACAGCAAAAUGUUAUGAUUUUGCACCUUAAGCAAGAAUGACUAAAAUCAGUUAAUUUCGGAGCGCCUCGGUAUUUACACAUCACAUCUACUAGGUAUAAUAUUUGUUAU
Mucor mucedo is the source of this 539-nucleotide messenger RNA. RefSeq lists its product as uncharacterized. The coding region runs from base 120 to 431 and encodes 103 amino acids. The transcript has a single exon. The record is from RefSeq and is a predicted model, not a curated record. NCBI's taxonomy places the organism in Eukaryota, Fungi, Mucoromycota, Mucoromycetes, Mucorales, Mucoraceae.